AUGCCCAUCCAGAAAGCUGAGAAAGAAGCUGGACAAAAUACCAUUUCAGACCUGGAAAGUCCUCUCGCAGCUACCGAUCAUGAAGCCAUCCUCGAUACAAUCAGUUCCAACACACUCUCAAUCGGAGAGGUUGCUAAAUCAUUAACCCCCGAUCAGAAAUCUUUCAUCUUGAGAAGAUUGCAUUUCGAUACCUUACUUUCAUUUGAUAAAUUACCACCGCAGGCUACUUUUAUGUUUGAAAAAAUUGAAGAAAUCACAACUGAUCAAGCAAUUGAGAUUUUAAAAGAAGCGAUUAUUGAACAUGAUGGAGAUAUUAAUGUCCCUAAUGAAGAUGAAAUCCUUUGGAAGGCAUUAGUUGAAAAUCCCGAUAUCACUACCACAGUUAACAAAGAUGAGACGACCGCCCCACUUUCAGAGAAGGAAAAACUGUCAGACCACCAUGAAGAAAACGUAUAUGAUCUUGACUACUACCACAUUGUUGACUGGAGUUUACAAGUCAGGUUAGAAGCUGCUUUGUUACACUAUUGGUCACCAUAUCCUGAAGUCCGUUCCGUCUGUGAUCCAUAUGAUGAUCCGUCCGUACCUGUUGAAACUGUUCGCGUCUAUAUAAUCGGAAUUUUCUGGACUGCGGUUGGUUCUGUUAUUAAUAUGUUCUUUAACAAUAGACAACCUAGUAUUACUUUAAGUGUUGCUGUAGUACAAAUAUUACUUUAUCCAAGUGGGUUAUUAAUGGAAUAUAUCUUACCUAAAUGGGAUUUCAAAGUAUUUGGACAAACAAUUUCAUUAAAUCCAGGACCAUAUACAUUCAAAGAACAAAUGUUAGCUACUAUUUUUGUUGCGGUUUCUGGUGGAGCUGCAAGUUAUGCAACUUACAAUAUUGUGGUUCACAAAAUGCCAAUGUUCUACAAUAAUCAAUGGGUUGAUUUUGGAUAUCAAACCUUGUUGAUUUUAGCAACAAAUUUCCUUGGGUUUGGAUUAGCUGGUAUCAUGAGGAAAUUUGCUGUUUAUCCUGUGAAAUCACUUUGGCCAUCUAUCUUACCUAAUAUCGCCAUGAAUCGAGCAUUGAUGAGCCCCGAAUUAAAACAAAAUAUAAAUGGGUGGGUUGUGUCUAGGUAUAGGUUCUUUUUCAUUGCUUUUGCUGGUUCAUUUGCUUAUUUCUGGGUUGUUAAUUAUUUCUUCCAAGCAUUAUCGAUAUUUAAUUGGAUUACUUGGAUCAGUCCCCAGAAUUUACAUUUGGCAGUUAUGACUGGAACACUUGGUGGAUUGGGACUUAAUCCAGUUGCUACAUUUGAUUGGAAUAUUAUCAGUUAUCUCUCUCCAUUAAUUUUACCAUUCUAUACCCAGGCUGCAACUAUGAUUGGAAUGGCGAUUGGUUUUGUGACUAUCCUUGGUGUAUGGUACACAAACUAUAAAUGGACAGCAUAUCUUCCCAUCAAUUCUAAUGCACUUUUUACCAACACGGGUGAAACAUAUAUGGUAACUUCUAUUGUCAAUGAGAGAUCACUCUUCGAUCAAGAAAAAUAUGAAUCAUAUGGUCCACCAUUCAAUUCAGCUGCUAGUUUGGUAGUUUAUGGUGCUUUUUUUGCUCUUUAUCCAUUCCAUAUUGUUUAUGAAUGUACUGUUAACCAUAAACAGAUGAAGGAUGCUAUGAAAUCUCUUGGUAAGACACUCAAGAAUUUCAGAAGGUCAACAUUUGAGGGUCAUAAUGAUCCUCAUACACAAAUGAUGAAAGUAUAUCCUGAGGUUCCAGAAUGGGCAUUUUUGGUAAUUUUGGUUGUAUCGAUUGUUUUUGCAAUAUUGUGUGUAAAGCUAUAUCCUGCUGAGACUCCAGUUUGGGGUAUUUUCUUUGCCAUUGGAAUUAACUUUAUAUUUUUGAUUCCGAUUACUACCAUCUAUGCAAGAUCAGGUUUUAGUUUUGGAUUGAACAUUAUUGUUGAAUUAUUGGUUGGUUAUAUGAUCCCAAACAAUGGUUUGGCAUUAAAUUUCAUCAAAGCAUUAGGUUACAACAUUGAUGCGCAAGCUCAGAAUUUCGUGAAUGAUUUAAAACUAGGUCAUUAUACAAAAAUCCCACCAAGAGCAUUAUUCAGGUGUCAAUUGGUUUCUGUUUUCAUUGCUUCAUUUGUUCAAUUAGCUGUAUUAAACUUCCAAAUUGAAAAUGUUGCUGGUUUCUGUGAGCCCGAUAAUCAUCAGAAAUUCACUUGUCCAGGUGCAAGAUCGUUCUAUAGUGCUUCGAUUAUGUUUGGGGUUAUCGGUCCAAAGAAAUUAUUUACAGGGUUAUAUCCUAUCUUGCAAUGGUGUUUCUUGAUUGGAUUCCUUUUGGCCUUCCCAUGUGUUGCAAUUAAGAAAUAUGGUCCUAGAAAAUUUGUGAAGUUUUUUGAACCUUCAAUUGUCAUUGGUGGAAUGUUGUACUAUGCACCUUAUAACUUGUCCUACUUCAUUGGAGGAUUCUACGCUUCAUUCGCAUUUAUGCAUUAUAUCAAGAAGAGGUAUGAGGCUUGGUGGCAGAAGUAUAAUUAUAUUUUAACCUGUGGUUUGAGUGCUGGUGUAGCUUUUUCUUCAAUCAUCAUCUUCUUUGCUGUAUUCUAUACCGAAAGAGAACUCAAUUGGUGGGGAAACCUUGUGUCGUUUGCAGGUAUUGAUGCUAGGAUUACUGGUAGAUUGAAUGCUACGGAGGUAGCACCAGAAGGUUAUUUUGGACCUAGAGCUGGAAAUUUCCCUUGA
This is a messenger RNA of Hemisphaericaspora subhashii, 2721 nucleotides long. RefSeq lists its product as uncharacterized. Gene Ontology annotation, molecular function: oligopeptide transmembrane transporter activity. The coding region runs from base 1 to 2721 and encodes 906 amino acids. Lineage: Eukaryota; Fungi; Ascomycota; Pichiomycetes; Serinales; Debaryomycetaceae. Gene Ontology annotation, biological process: transmembrane transport. The transcript has a single exon. The record is from RefSeq and is a predicted model, not a curated record.